UAGAAGCGUAUAACAGAUGGUCACGUGGAAUAAUAGAAGCUAAAAAUCACGUAACUAUAUCCGAGCUCCAUAAUUUGGAAAAAGCCGAAACCGACACGCGUUUACUGGGUAAAAAGGUAGUCUUUGAAAAAAAACAAGCCAGUUGGAUGAGUAAAGAUAAACAACACAAGAUCGAACAAGUUGUUGAUGCGUUCACCAAGACAAAGUUAGAACGUCUUCAUUUUACAUCACCUAGUGUUAUUGGAGUUCUUGACACUACAAAUUCGCAUGAUCCAACAUUCAUUCAGCUUUUCGUAAAAACAUAUAAAAAUGAAACUUGGGAGUUUUGUCACGAUGUGCCUUUCGUAGUACCUGAAGCUCUUCAAGGUCAUGUGUCAAAACAAGAUGAAUCUUAUGCAAGCGCUGAACGGAUUCACAAAGAAAAUAAUAGGAAUGGACGUAUACCUGAUUUUCGUUUGCGAAUUGUUAUUCCAAAGAGAAAAGUUGAAAUCAUGGUUGGCGAAAGUUGUCGAAAUGGUGCUGAUGAUAAUAAAGUAACAGGAGAUCGUGAAAAAAUGAUAAGAAUGAUGAAGGAUGCUGAAGAACGACUAGAAAGAGAAUUAGUCAAUUACAAAAUCACAGAUAUUAAUCAUGAGGUCAGAGAACAAUUUAGCGACAUAGAUCUAUUCGCUAUUCAAUCAAUUG
Molecule: messenger RNA, 684 nt
Organism: Racocetra fulgida
Lineage: Eukaryota; Fungi; Glomeromycota; Glomeromycetes; Diversisporales; Gigasporaceae
Source: the annotation of a GenBank genome assembly